UUACGGUGGGGAAACUGGGCUCAGAGACGCCUCACAACAAUAACCAGAGACAGCACUGCGAGGAGCCAGGCGUGCUCCUUCCGCGUCCAACUCAAACCAGCCCGCUCAGGCCGGCCGCAGGGGCCGCCUCCGUGGCCUGGCCCAACGUCCCCCCUCGGGAUGGUACAGCCCUUUUCGCCUAUCGCGAGACUGGAGGCGUCGGUUGCCAAGGGAACGGCGUUCCCGGAGGCAGGAGGGUUUGGGACCCGCAGCCUCUGCCAACUCCAGUAAGGCUGCGGUGGCGGGAAAGAUCCCUCCUUUUUGGGGAAAGUACGUGACGCUUCGAGUGUCACGGAGCGUCUCUGGCGCCCGUCGCUACUCUGCCACCUGCCAGUAAUUCCUCAGGUCCCCGCCCGGAAGGGACACAGAUGAUAGAAGAGACCUACUGCUAAAGCAGACUGAAACAUCUGUGGAGCCUUUUAGCUGAUCCAUGUCACGGAUGGCUCCCUGUGCAUCUCCCGUUAUUGGAUAUCAAUGGAUAUUAUAAAGGGGAACCUAGAUGGAAUUUCAAAACCAGCCUCAAGUUCACGAACCCAUCCUGGGAGCAGAAAUUCAAAUGCUUCUUUGGAGGUGCUCUCACCAGAACCAGCAUCUUUUCAGAUUGAUACUGCAAUCAAGUUGAAUUCUGGUAAGGAAGACCAGCCAGAAAGCAUGGAUACAGAAGAAAGAGGAAAUAUUAAUGAUGAUAACGGAGAACACUUCUCUGAGAAAACAAAAUUAGCCAAAGAAGGGUCAGAUGAAGAUUUGGACUUGGUUCAAUGUCAGAUAAUACCUGAAUGUUCAGAUAAACCCAAAUUAGAAGAAGAUUCUCAACUUCAAGAUGCUAUUUGUAAGAUGAAGCGACUUGAUAAAAUAUUGGCAAAGAAGCGAUGUAGAGAAAAAGAAGUUAAGAAGCAAGGUCUAGAAAUGAGAAUAAAGUUGUGGGAAGACCUUAAGUCUGCACAAAAAGGUGAAGCUUUUCAAAGUAAUGAGGAGAUAGAAAAUACAAAAAAGUUUUUAUCUUUGACUGCUGCGUCUGAAGAAACUGUUGAUCCUUCUCAUUAUGAGGAUGAAGGCACGUUUUUCCCAGUGUUUCACACUCAAGUCCCUCCAGAAGAAUAUGAAAACCAUAUGCACAGUGUCAACCAAGAUUUUACUCAUGAUGUGGAACGAAAUGAUUCAUUGGUCAAAGCUGAAAAGAAACCUUUCUCAAAUAUAGAAAAGACUGAACUCAGGGGUAAACACAACCAGGAUUUUAUUAAGCGAAACAUUGAGUUGGCCAAGAAUUCAAGAGACCUAGUGGUUAUGACUGAUGAAGAGAAGAAAAGACUGGUUGAACUUUUGAAGGAUUUAGAUGACCAAGAUUCAGUGCUGCCCAGUUGUGAGGGUGAUCAGUGUGGCUGGCUGGUUGCAGGAGAUGGAUACACACUAGCUCCCACCCAGCACGCACAACUUGCUGAAAUCAAUACAAAGCUCCAAGAACUUUCUGCAACCUCUCCGACCAUGCCCAGCUUCUUCGCAAGACCUGACAGUCAGAAUGAGCAGGAACCUGGCCUUGAUGAGGAAAGAAAUAAGGAAAUAACUCCAGGAGAAAAGGUCCUCCGGAACACCAAAGAGGAGCGGGACCAGCAAAAUCGACUGAAAGAGAUAAAUGAAAAGCUGAGAAAGAUGAAAGAAGAUGUGUUGGAUUCUACAUCACUGCUCUCUGAGACACAGUUACAGUAUCUUCUGGAUGGAUGCACAUUCAAACAAAAAUCCAUCAUUCCACUUCCUGAAGGAAGAGAAAACAAAGACAUUGAGGAUGUUACAUCGGAGCCAUCCCAGCUUUCCAAGUCCAUCCUUUCUAAAUUACUAAAUGAAGCAGAAACAAAGGCCCAGGAAGCUGAGGCAGAAGAUGCAAAUAGGCUUGAGGAUGCAGGUUGUGAAUCCUCUAAAGGCUAUUACCUCACUAAAGCUUUGACAGGACAUUACAUGCCAGAAGCUCUUGUCAUCGAAGUGGAGAAUAUGAAAUGCCUCCAAUUUUCUAAGGCUGAGGUGGUUAGUGACGCACAUGACUAUUUUAUGUCGAAGACUCUUGGCAUUGGGAGACUUCAAAGGCCCUCCUUCUUGGAUGAUCCACUGUAUGAUAUUAGUAUGAACCUUUCAUCAGAAGACCAACAUCUGAAUCUCAGCCCUUCCAAGAAACCAAAAACAGAUGAAAUGGAGACUAAAGAUGUGACAAGAACGUGAGGACCUCGCUGGGGUGUGCUCUUAAGAAAGUUGGUAAUUAAGUUACUUUUUAAAAGAUUAUUUAAAUUCAGUGAAUGCAUUGUAGAGACUUUUCCUUAAAAAUGAUUUUUACAUUUGGAUUCUCCUUUGUGGAUUACAUUUCCUUGAUAUUUUUGACACUUGGAGUAUAAUUUUUCAGUGGUUUUUCUUCAGGGAAAUUUCUGGGAAAAUUGUUUAUAAGUUUAUUAUUGAUCUUGUACAUCAGGAAUACAUUAUAAAAACCAGCAGUUUAUUGUGUGUGUGUGUGUUAUGUUCAAAUUAGUUGUGGGGGGAGCGGCGCUGUGGCACAGUGGGUUAACGCCCUGGCCUGAAGCGCCAGCAUCCCAUAUGGGCACCGAUUCGAGUCCCGACUGCUCCUCUUCUGAUCCAGCUCUCUGCUAUGGCCUGGGAUAGCAGUGGAGGAUGGCCCAAGUCCUUGCGCCCCUGCAACCACGUGGGAGAACUGGAAGAAGCUCCAGGCUCCUGGCUUUGGAUCAGCGCAGCUCUGGCCGUUGUGGCCAUCUGGGGAGUGAACCAUCAGAUGGAAGACCUUUCUGUCUCUACCUCUCUCUGUAACUCUGUCUUUCAAAUAAAUAAAAUAAUAUUAAAAAAAAAAUUAGUUGAGAGGCUGGUGCUGUGGCAUAGCUGGUAAAGCCUCUGCCUGCAAUGCUGGUAUCCUAUAUGGGUGCCGGGUCAAGUCCUGGCUGCUCCACUUCUGAUCCAGCUCCUUGCUGAUGCUCCUGGGAAUGCAGUGGAUAAUAGCCCAAGUCCUUGGGCCCCUGCACCCAUGUGGGAGUCCUGGAUGAAGCUCCUGGCUUUGGCUUGGCACAGUCCUGCCCUUAAGGUCAUGUGAAGAGUAAACCAGCAGAUGGAAGAUCUGUCUCUCUCUGUAACUCUGCCUUUCAAAUAAAUAAAGCUUUUAAAAAACUACUUGAAAUGGUGUGAUUGCUCAGGGAUUUGGUUUUCUAUGUUCCAAUUCUGUUGUAACUCAAACAGAUGGUGGUCCCUAUGAUUUUUUUUUUUCUGGCCAGGCUUUCCUUCUUUCUGCCCAUCAACCAUCUGUUAAGUAAGUACCAUUUGCUACAAGAAGAGUAAAUUUCCUUAAUAAAACAAUGUACUAUCUUAUUAGUGGUGAUGCUUUUCUUAAGAAGGUAUUUGAAUUAUUUGAUAUAUUUCUUUCAGAUGUUUUUUCUUUCAGUGCAAUUUGUUUAUCUAGUUACGAGUUAGUAACCUAGACUGAUGAGAACAUUUUUUCAACAUUCUGUAAUAUGAAUUUUCAUUAGAACUAGAAGUCUAAUUUAUUUCUGUUUAAAAAAUGAGCUGGAUAUUUUUCUGUCUUUAAUAAAAUUUGGAGUAAUGUAUAUGUAGCAGUGCUAGCAUUUGCUAGAACAUGUUUAUCUACUGAUACUGGAUAACACUGUUGAUGGCUCACGUCCAACUUCCUCAACUUUUUAAAAUGAAGAAUUCUACAGUUACUCUUUCCAGAGGUAUCGUUAAGCAGUUUGUUUCUCCAGUCCUUCUAUUUCAGUUGACUGUUCAUUUAAAAAACCAGUGUCCAUACUGAUGCCUAUGAGCUAUAAUGUCAUUCAUCUUGAUGUCGAGAGUUUUGCUGUGGGAUAUCAGAUGAAGUGAAAAGCUGUGAUUUUUAGAUUCUUACAAGAAUGACACGUGGAAUUCCUUAGGGUUGUAGGGUUCGAGUGGGAACAAUCGGAGGGCAGAGGUGAUACGGGUGGGAAUUUGGAGUGGAACAGAGAGGAGCCAUCAUUGCCCAUCAGUCUUUCAGAGGAGCUCAGUUUUCUAAAUCUUUGCUUUCCUGGUAUUGGAUGGAUGAUGUGUAUGUGUCUGUGUCUGGGGGGAGAGAGAGAGACAGAGACAGAGAGACAGAGAGAGACAGAGACAGACAAAGGAUAGGAAUGCUUAGAGAGAAGGAAGGGGAGAGGGAAGAUAGCGAGUGAAAAGCAGAGAAAUUAGUUGUAAACCAGCACUGCAAAAGAGUUAUGUCUUUAUAGUGGUGCUUCUGCAAAUAGUACUUGGGGGCAUAGGAAGCCUUUCUGUUACAGGAUUUUCGUUAAAGGGAAGGAAGCAGUGAUUUUAUGUAAUAAUUUUUGCCAUAAGAAGAGGUGAAAGCAUUCUGCAGCAUGUAACAGAAGGUAGUUCUGAAAAAGGCAGGUAAACUGAACUUACAAUUCAAAACAAAAAGAGCCACUCUGAUUAAAGCCUUCUUACUACAAUUGUUUUUAUUUUGAGGUUCCUUAUAUACCUAAUGUUUGCCCCAUAACGAGAUACAGAAUAAAAAGUUUAGAAGAGAGAAAGAGAUAAUUCAUUUUAGGAAAAAAUUUAGGGGCCUAAAAUUUGAGUUUUUUUUUUUUUUUAUAUGGCUCUAUAUUAAAAAAAAAAAUACUGGCACCACCUUUAUUGUAAAUUCCCCUAAGGCCUGAAGUUUAUGGCCCUUCAACCUAACUCUCCUGAAAUGCAUAACAAUAAACUCUUAGAGGAAGAAAGAGCUGUCAUCUCUAUUUUAUAAUUUUAAUUUUUAACAAGUCCUUUAUUUCAGUAUAACCUACUGAGUUGAAGGCCAGUUUGGGAAUAAAAAUAGAACAUGCCUGGGAAAAUAAAGCUCUCUGUUCCCGCUACUUUUUGUCUCAUUUUGAUAUUUUCAAUCAGUUUUGCUCUACCACCUAAAAAUGAAUUCACAUUCUCUCUUAGGAUUUAAUGCAUUUGGUAUGUUCUGAGAAUGAACAAUGUCAUAUGUCACAGCUAUUUCUUUAGCUCAGUUUUCCCAACUCCACAACCAUCACUAACACUUUCUAGUUCCUCCUUCUUUAACUUGCAGUAUAAAAUGAUUGGAUAAUUCAGUCCUAUGUGAUCUUGCUACCUAAAGAGAUGUUUUUAGUACAACAGGGAAAAAUCACACUGGAGGAAGAUUAUAUUUCACUUGGCCACUCCUAUCUAGUGUUCAAGAGGUCUCAAAGUCAGACCUUUAACCUAUUUUCGUCUUUGAUCUAUUUUUAUUAAAACUGAAAGUCCAGCACUAUUUUUUUUUUUUUUUGACGGGCAGAGUGGACAGUGAGAGAGAGAGAGAGAGAGAGAGAGAGAAAGGUCUUCCUUUUCCGUUGGUUCACCUCGCAAUGGCCGCCGCCGCUGGUGCGCUGCAGCCAGUGCACCGCGCUGAUCCGAAGCCAGAAGCCAGGUGCUUCUCCUGGCCUUCCAUGUGGGUGCAGGGCCCAGAGACCUGGGCCAUCCUCCACUGCACUCCUGGGCCACAGCAGAGAGCUGGACAGGAAAAGGAGCAACUGGAACAGAAUCUGGUGCCCCAACUGGGACUAGAACCCGGUGUGCUGGCGCCGUAGGUGGAGGAUUAGCCUAUUGAGCCGCGGUGCCGGCCAGUCCAGCACUAUUACACAUUCAUGGUUAGCUUAUCCACAACUCAAGAUCUGCUUAUUGUCAACAUUUUGAUCUUCUCUUCACAAAAUCAUUUAAUACACCCACACACUUUAUGCAUUUUUUUCCAAAUCUUGUUUCUCUGUAAUCAUGUUUUUGACCAAAGCAAUUACUGCAUCUCCAGAAAGUGGCUCAACUUUUCAAGGAUGAUCCCUCCCUCAUGCCUACUUCUGAAGCUUCUCCAUGACUUGCACAGUGCCUACUCAGAGCCAUUAUUCACGUGUCAGGAAGUGUGGCUGAGAGCUCCAUGUCCCUUCACUGUGGUUCCCCCUCUGUCUUCACUCUUCUUUUCAGAAACAGAACUGGACUUUGGAAAGGAUUCAGUAAAUAACUCGAAUGACCUUCGUAACAGGUGAAAUUGUAUUCUUUUGAGGCUUAUGACUUAGAGGUUAUUUUUAAUAUGAUAGGCUAACUUGCUAUUUUGUUCUUUUAUUCCACAAAUCCAGCAAAUCAAUCUUCUAAGCCUAGGCCUGGGUAACUCAGUCUAAAUUGUAUAGGAACUGUGAAUGCCACUGUUAUUUACUGUAAUUUCAUGUUGUGAGUACUAUCUUGGUUUAAGAAUGGUAUGUACUUACACUCCAUAAUGCCGGUAAAGAAAUAAACACGGACACAGUAAGUAUAAAUAUAAAUUUCCAUAUGGUUUAUUGUUGUUCCUUGUACAUAAGAAACAGUAAUAUACAACUUACACUGCUUUACAAUGUAAAAUGGAUAAAAAUGUGUACAAAAAGCACAUUCCUAGAAAAGGUAUUGGCAAAUAGUAAAAACUGGGGAGUAAAAAGCGAAAAACAAAUUAAAAAAAAGAAAAACCAACAAUUCUUCAAUUCAGUGUGCAAACAUUAUAUAAAAAUAGAAAUACUAACUCUACAGGCAGUAUUUCCUGAUAAAUUAUUUAAAUAGCAUAUCUACACAAUCUGAGAUAUCUAUUCCAAUGGCAAUGAGAAAAUAAUUUAUAAAAAUAAAGCAAUGGUAUACAAGAUGAUAGAAAAAAACAUAACUUUCAGAAACUGUAUUCAACAUUUCAAUGCGAUUUCCUUACUGGGAAUACUUUUCUGCAAAGAAAUUUUAUACUAUUUACAACAUUGACUUUUUUAGGUACUACAGUAGCUUUAAGUUUUUAGACACUUAAACUCUUUCUGCUUGAUCCAAAAAUUCUUUACUCAGUCACACAACAAAUGAGGUAAUAUUUGUAUAUAAGUUUCACCUUUGUCAUUUUUUUCUCUUUUGGAAAAAUGAAAAAAAAAAGUGUAUAUGCAUUUCUCCUCCCUGGAAACAGGCACAA
Oryctolagus cuniculus (rabbit) is the source of this 6985-nucleotide messenger RNA. It is a transcript of the gene FSIP1, whose product is annotated as fibrous sheath interacting protein 1. The record is from RefSeq and is a predicted model, not a curated record. NCBI's taxonomy places the organism in Eukaryota, Metazoa, Chordata, Mammalia, Lagomorpha, Leporidae.